AUGCAUUCAACUUUGGGAUUCAAAGUCGAAACCUUUAAGCAGUUCUUCAGGUUUAUAGCUUCUCAUAGCUUUUGUUCAUUAAAAUCUAAUAUCCCCACCAACCCAAAUCCAAAAACACUUAACCAGCUGCUAAAUCAGCGACCACCGUUGUUGCAACUCAAGCAAGUACACGCUCGAGUCAUCACCCAAUCACUGACAUCAUAUUCCAUUCUGAUCGACUCUCUAAUCCAUUGCUAUCUAUCAACUAAUAGCCUCACUUUUGCAAGAACGCUAUUCGAUCAUUACCCUGAUUAUCCCCCACCGAUUUUGUUAUGGAAUCUAGUGAUCAGAUCCUAUUCCAAACUCCAAAAUUCUCCAGAACCCAUCUAUCUUUUUCGCCAAUUGAAUGCAAUUAAAGAGAAUCCCUUAAUUGUCCCAGACAAAUUCACAUUCACUUUCUUGAUCACGUCAUGCACACACCAAAACUCAGAAUUACAUGGAAUGAUCGUGCAUGGUAUAAUCAUAAAAAAGGGGCACGUAAAUAAUCUCUACAUUGGUAACUCCCUAAUAAAUUUGUACGCUGUAUUUCAUAAACUACACGACGCACGCAAGGUAUUCGAUGAAAUGCCUGAAAGAGACGUCUUCUCAUGGACCAGUCUUCUAGGUGGGCAUGUCAAGCAAGGCGAAAUCACAAUUGCCUCUGAAAUCUUUACAAUGAUGCCCAUACGCAACACAGUAUCUUGGGCAGUUAUAAUUUCUGGAUUCCUAGAUUGUGGCAGGUAUAUCGAUGCCCUUUCAUAUUUCCAUGAUAUGCUAAGACAAUCUCAUGACACAAAAAACCCUAACGAGGCUGUUCUUGUGUGUGCUUUAUCUGCUUGUGCUAAUCUCGGGGCUUUAGAUCAAGGAAAAUGGAUUCAUGCCUACAUAGUCAAGACAGCUGUUAACAACACAUCUAACAUCUUAACUGCUCUAAUUGAUAUGUAUGCAAAAUGUGGGAUGAUAGAUUCUGGAUACCAAAUCUUUCACAAGAUAGCUCAACCAGAUGUUUGCAACUACACAAGCAUGAUCUCUGGAUUUUCAGCUCAUGGUCUUUGUAGGGAUGCCCUCCAAGUGUUCGAUCAAAUGCUAGCUGAAGACAUUGCACCCAAUGAGGUCACACUUCUUGGUGUCUUAAAAGGAUGUAGCCAUUCGGGUUUGGUAAAUGAAGGUUCUUUGAUUUUCCACAACAUGGAGAGAUUAUGGAAAAUUAAACCCAAAGUUGAACAUUAUGGUUGCCUUGUUGAUUUAUUAGGUCGUGCUGGCUACUUGAAGAUGGCUUUAUUGAUUGCAAUCAAGAUGCCUUUGGAUGCCGAUGUUGUUAUAUGGAGGGCGUUGCUUAGUGGUUGUAGGAUAUAUAAGGAUGCGAGUCUUGCAGACAAGAUUAUUGCGUAUGUUGAGCAAGGGUAUUGUGGUAAUUUCAUUGGAAGUGAAGUGCUUCUUUCGAACCUGUAUGCUUCUUUAAGUAAAUGGGAAAGAGUUGGCGAAGUACGAAAAGUAAUGAGUGAGAGAAAGAAGGAAUCAGAAUCAGAAUCAAAUGUUGGAUGUAGUUGGAUUGAGGUGGAUGGUGUGGUUCAUGAAUUUCGUGUUGAUGACAACUUGCACCCACAAAUUGUGAAGCUAAAUGAGGUUUUGAAUAGGCAAAUUGUGGAGGUUUAA
Molecule: messenger RNA, 1674 nt
Organism: Lactuca virosa
Lineage: Eukaryota; Viridiplantae; Streptophyta; Magnoliopsida; Asterales; Asteraceae
Source: the annotation of a GenBank genome assembly